AUGGAUGACAAAAAAGUGCAGUGUUUUGGCUCGCUAGAUAUAUGUGCUAAUGUGUGUGAUGCGAAGUGCCAUUUGUAUAGGAAAUGUGUGAAAGCUAAAAAGAAGUUACGCUCGAAACUUUUCGAUUUUGAUAGUUUAAGGCGAGGCGCCGGUGUAAAUGUUCAAGACGAUAAUGGUUAUACUCCCCUCCAUCAUGCCUGUUUACGUGGCCACAAAGAGAUAGUACGGUUGCUACUAUCAGUGGAUGCGUCACCAUGCGUCGUGGACAAGAAGGGUGCUACGCCCCUUCAUUUGGCGGCGUGGAAGGGAGAUGUCGAUAUUGUAGCCAUGCUCCUCAACCACAACAAUCCACCUGUCAAUGUCAAUCACGUGACCCUGGACCAAGAGACGGCGCUGUUGAUGGCAGCACAAUUCGGUUUCGUGAACGUGGUGGCUCAACUCAUAGCUCAUGGAGCUGACGUCAACAUUCGGAAUAUCAAGCAAGAGAGUGCCUUGGACUUGGCAGCGCAGUAUGGACGGUUGGAAACCGUCCAGCACCUGUUGCGAGUCCAGCCUAUGCUGGUUCAACCUUACAAGUACCCGAAUUGGAAGGUCAGGUCCUUUUCUUCCACACCCUUGCACAGAGCUAGCAAGAAUGGACACAAGGAGGUAGUCCAAGUCUUGCUGGCAGCGGGCAUAGACCCGAACAUACGCACAAACUCUGGUACACCGCUCCAUGACGCGGCCUGUUUCGGCAAGGCAUCUGUAGUAAGAAUACUGUUAGCCAAGGGCGCUGAUCUCAGAGCGUUAGACGGCCGAGGGAAGACAGUAGAAGAUCUUCUAGCGGACUAUUCGGAGGAAGCCACAAGAAGAGUCAGAAGGGUUAUACGAGAAUACGAAAGUAUGGCUCGAAAUAACUACGAGAGUGAAGAUGAUUUUCCACCAUUUCCGGUGCAAGACAAUAGUCCCACGAGCUAUCCCCAGCACCUCGUCAUGACAGCCCCAGAGACCCAGAAAGAUAUAAAUACUAGCUUAACAACUUCAUCUUCAUCACUUGUAACCCGUAAUCCAUCCCAGAGUUUCGUCAAAAAGCUUGCUUCUAAAUGCUUAAGCUUUAAAGCAAAGUUUAACUCUGCGCCUAAUAUCACUAACAUCUCUGAAUCGAAUGUAGAUAUUAAAUCAAAGUCUGAAGUAAAAUCAUCGAAUGCUUUGCAUAUUGGCAAUAGCAAGUUUUUUAAGAAAUUGUCAAAGAAAGAGGAGUCUGGUGAAAUAAAUUGCAACGACGAAUUUGACACUAUAUCCUUAGAUAGAGUUGGUAUUUUAAAUAGAGAUUCAACGGUAAAUCGAAGUAAUAGAAGUUGUCCAGGAUUUAAAACCUCUUUACCAAAUAUAUCGGAAAAUAAUGAACUAAGCGAUUCAAGAGAAUCCAUCCCCGAGGCCAAAGUUGCUGCGGAUAAUAGUUCAGAUAAAGUAAAAGUGGUAGAAGCUGUAAAUCCGGUUGCUAACCAAGAUAUUUUUGAACCUCGACCUCAAAGUAAUAGAAAGUCAGUAAUUUCUAACACGUCUGUAGAGUCGGCUCAUUUAGUAAACGAAUGUUAUGAGUCCUACGAAUUUUCAACCCAUUCUGCCGUUGUUGAAUCUAAAGAAAUAAAACAAAUAAAUUCUUUAUCAAAACCCAAACCCCCGCCGAGAAAUGUCUCUGAAACGGUCACGACUGAAACUAUUUAUGAAAAUGUUUAUUUAGAAAAAAAUAACACUCUUCCGCCAAAACCGGCACAAAGGACUCAUAUCCCGAAUACAGAAUUUCAUGUUUCUUCUAAUAAACCCACUUUGUACGAAAACAUAAUCAUUCCAGUUAGAAAAGCCCCCGAACCCCCAAAAAGAACAUAUUUUCCCCAGAAAUCCACUGAAUCAUCACCCAGUGUUAGUAGGUCGUCCACACUGUCAUCAUCAUCUGAUUCUAUGAUAGAUGAAACGAAUUUAGAAGAUAUUUUACUUUCAGAAAAAUCUAAAUCUUUUCGUCAUGGUCAGAAAGUCUUAAUCCGUAAAGAAUCAAGAUCCAGUAUUAAUAGAACUCAAUCGAAUGCUUCAGAUUAUUCCGACAUUACUGAGGCAAGUGCCAUUGAAAAUGUCGAUUGUAGUGGUGAUGCAGAUGACAGAGCAUUAUAUUUAUCCAUGACUGGUACAUUACCCUCAAAGAAAACAGACAAAACUAUUAAGAAAAAGGUUUUAUUUAGACAUAAGACCUUCACAAAUAUUGAAGUGGAUAGAAAUUCAGUAAACGUCAAAGAUCUACCAAAAUGGUCCAAUGAAUUCCUAAAAGAAACAUUAGCUCACUACCAUAUUAGGGGAACGGGACACUGCAUUUACAACGCACCUACUGUUCAAGAAUUUAUUUCGAUUUUUAAUAAAGACACUUUAGAGACUGGCACAGUUUCUACUGGUUCGAAUAAGAAAAGGGAUAGUUAUUUUGAAACGGCAAUAUGCUUUUGUAGGCCUAAACCUCCCAAGUUUCACAGCAGUGCAGAAGAUUUAUUAGAUAUUGCACCAAAAAGCGAGGAUAUAGUUACAAUUGACACGGCGGCAUUAAAAGAUAAAAUUGAGAUUGUGAAUUCUUCAUUUAGAUGUUUCUGUGAUUCGGAACAGUGCUCUUUACAUGCAAGUAAACGUGAAUCGCCCAUUGAUUUAAUCGUUAAGUUUUCUGCUAUCAAAAGAAGUUUAUCAACACCAGAUAUCACGCUAGGUACUCUUUCUUUGACACGACAAUCAGGUGGUUUAACAAAAAACAAAUCAGUACCAAUGAAUUUAGAAGAACCCUAUGCUGUAGUCACUUUACAAGAUAUUAUAGAUAGAAAUAAAUCAAAAACACGUGAAAGUUUCACUUAUGUUGAAAUGUCACCGCAUACAUCUCUCUCUUCCACUGAUAGACCGUAUUCCAUCAAAGACAUAUCUGAUGUAAUUUCUUUAAAAUCUACUAGAUCAUCUAUCGAUUCUAAAUCUCUGUCUGCUUCAGACCGUUUACCGCUAACAAAAUCAACCUCGGAACACUCUGGUCAUUGGUCAUUGCAAUCAUGUAAUUCAAAUAUCACAAUUAAGUCGGAUGCAUCAUACAAAACAUGCUUGGACGAAUCAUCAUCGGACGAUGGUUCCGAUGGUACUUUGCAAUCGGAUGAAGAAAGUUCUGAUGCAGAGACAAUAAAGUCUGACGUAAGCACGACCAAACGGCCGUGGAAGCAUAGUAACUCGUUUAGGUUUGGUAAUGCUCUCGUCAAAAGGAGCGAUGAGGCUAUCGAUGUGAUCGAGGAAGAGUCCAGUAAACUGGAUACGUCAUCCUCCAAGUCAGAGAGUGGGGUUUUGAUCGAUUCUGAUUCUUCAUCCGAUUGCGGGGAUAGUGGUGUUCCGGGGUCUGGGUCGCUUGCUUCGCUUGAGCAUGGUUCGGGGUUGGUGGGUGUUCACAGUGGGUCUCGCCGGCGCUGGGACGAGGCUGAGGGAACAAGCGAAGGUGAUGCGUUAAGCGUGUCCAGCGCUGCAUCCAGCUGCGCGCCAAUGCACCUCGCACAUCACUACGAACACAGUAAAGUCUCGCCUACCCCUCCCAAGAAGCCUCCCCGGAGGAAUUUAUCAGUCUCCCCCACCCAUGCCAACUCUCCGUCAUCUGGCUACAGCUAUGAGCUAAGAUCUCAUGCCAGAAGUCAAGAUGACUUGGACGAAAUACAGGGUUCAAAGCACUACCUCAAGCACGGUCGAUCAGUCGAUCAAUACGUUGACGGUAAACUUUCCUACAUGGACUAUGAGGAGAACCACAAUUCGCCUCGGGCGAUUCCGGUCCCAAACCCACGGCCCAGCCUCAAAACUCGCACGCAGCCGGUCGCAAUCACUGCAAUGUACGAAAACGUGGUGAUAAAAGAGCAGAAUCCAAGACGGAAAUUGAGAAGAAACAAUUUUGGACCCCAAAGCGAGGAUACGAUCGAGAGGGUCAAAAAGUAUUCGAACCAAGAAAGGUCUUCUCUGGAGAGUUUGUUGGACGAUCAGUCAAUGAACAGUCCAAGCGAUUGUGAGCGGUAUUGCGAUGGGCCGAAGAUUGAUAUUCCUCUGUCUCCAAGCCAUUAUGAACAGCCACCUACGCCUGACCA
Pieris macdunnoughi is the source of this 4112-nucleotide messenger RNA. NCBI's taxonomy places the organism in Eukaryota, Metazoa, Arthropoda, Insecta, Lepidoptera, Pieridae. The record is from the annotation of a GenBank genome assembly.